Molecule: messenger RNA, 2026 nt
Organism: Glycine soja
Lineage: Eukaryota; Viridiplantae; Streptophyta; Magnoliopsida; Fabales; Fabaceae
Product: transcription factor bHLH89-like
Exons: 3
Coding region: 78-1643 (521 amino acids)
Biological process (GO): anther wall tapetum development; regulation of DNA-templated transcription
Molecular function (GO): protein dimerization activity
Source: RefSeq, a predicted model, not a curated record
GCAUGGUAUGUUCUUUUUGUUUAAUUUUAAAUAUGUGAUUUUGUUGAUUUGUGUCAACUACUACUGCAGAGAGACCAAUGAGUACAGGAGACAGGCCAAAAAUGCAUGAUCAAACCGGUUGCUUUGAUCCCAACACAACGGGAGAAAGUGUACCCUCUCUGAAGGAUAACUUUCCUCAAACUCUACCUCCUUCAUCACCUAUGGUUGUUGUAGGAAACACCACCACAAACAGCAUCAAUAAUAGCCUUGAAGAGAAUCUCAGGCUUUCUGUGGAGGAGCUCUCCUGUAACCAUCACAAUCCACAACACCAACAAGAUCAUGUCUCCACUUAUGCAAGUGGAGUAACUGCCACAUCUAUUGAAAUCCCACUUCCACAGCAUCUUGGUUUGAACAUGGGAAACUCCUACAUCAACAACAACAACAACAUGGAUAAUCAUUUGGUGCAAGAGGUCAUUGAUGCAUUUCCCUAUCAGCAGUCCACUUGGGACCCUACUAUUGUUCAGGAAUUACAAGACAUGGCCUAUGCUAAUCACACAGAACAAACACAACAGCAACAACAAAAUGAACAACAAUUUCAGCAAUUUGAGACUCAAAACUGCAGCCAAAGCUACAACAACCCCUCUUCCAUACUAGACCCUCCUUACCCUUCACCAGAUCUCCUAAACCUUCUCCACAUGCCAAGAUGCUCAGCCUCAUCUUUGCUCACCAAUCCCUCCAUUUGCCUCACAAACCCAACUCAGAACACACCAAACUUUCAGAAUCCAAUGGCCUUUCUUGGAGAUCUUCCCAUAGGAUCAGAAAACACAAGUGCAUCCUCAGUUUUGUAUGAUCCUCUAUUCCAUCUGAACCUUCCUCCUCAGCCUCCAGCACUCAGAGAGCUGUUUCAGUCUCUCCCCCGCGGCUAUAGCUUGCCAACAAACUCGAGGAAUGGCUCACUCUUUGGUGGAGGGGAUGAGAUGGAGGGUGAUGGAAGCCAGCUUGACAUGGGAGUGCUGGAAUUCAACAGGGUCACACUCACACCUUCUGUUGGCAAAGGAAGGAGAGGCAAAGCUACCAAACAUUUUGCAACUGAGAAACAAAGAAGAGAGCAACUCAAUGGAAAAUACAAAAUCUUGAGGAAUCUCAUCCCAAGCCCCACCAAGACUGAUAGAGCAUCUGUGGUGGGGGAUGCCAUUGACUAUAUAAGGGAGCUGAUUAGAACAGUCAAUGAGCUCAAACUACUGGUGGAGAAGAAAAGAUAUGCGAAGGACAGGUGCAAGAGGCCCAAAACAGAGGAAGAUGCUGCUGAGAGCUGCAACAUUAAGCCUUUUGGUGAUCCAGAUGGGGGCAUAAGGACCUCAUGGCUCCAGAGGAAAUCCAAAGACAGCGAGGUUGAUGUCCGUAUCAUCGACGACGAUGUCACAAUCAAACUCUUCCAGAGGAAGAAGAUCAACUGCCUGCUGUUUGUCUCCAAGGUUCUGGAUGAACUUCAGCUGGAGCUUCACCAUGUUGCAGGUGGACAUGUUGGUGAAUAUUGCAGUUUCUUGUUCAAUAGCAAGAUAAUGGAAGGUUCUUCAGUCUAUGCAAGUGCCAUAGCCAACAGGGUGAUUGAUGUUCUGGACAGUCAGUACGCAGCAGCAGUUCCACAUACAAACAGCUAUUAGAGAAGGGGAGGAUAGUGUCAAGAUCAGCCACCAAAGAAAGGUCUCUGUUAAUUGAUUUGACAUGUUUGAAAACAGUAACUUAUAGUAAUAAUGGUUAUAGACUUAUAGUGAUAGUAUUAACUAAUAACUUCAUGGAGACACUCAAGAAAUAGGGAAAGUUCUGCAGUUUUAGACUUUCUGGUUCAUGAUAUAGUUUCUUCAAUUAUGAUACAAAGUUACUGUUAAACUUUUUUUUUUUUUGAGGAGGAUUAAUAUACAACAAAGUAUUUUGGGUUAGUGCUAUCAGCAAAAGGGUUCUCUUUUUUUCGUACAUUUUGGCUUGGUAUUUUAUUUUAUCUCUGGUAUUCUUUGGCUUGCUAUUUUAAUUUAACAGUCAUUGUACC